Messenger RNA from Mollisia scopiformis, 579 nucleotides. RefSeq names its product scytalone dehydratase. The transcript has 3 exons. The coding region runs from base 1 to 579 and encodes 192 amino acids. Gene Ontology annotation, biological process: melanin metabolic process. The record is from RefSeq and is a predicted model, not a curated record. Lineage: Eukaryota; Fungi; Ascomycota; Leotiomycetes; Helotiales; Mollisiaceae. Gene Ontology annotation, molecular function: scytalone dehydratase activity.
AUGACUGUUACACCACUCACAUUCGAAGAGUCGGCGGGUUGUAUGGGAGCUUGCUUUGAGUGGGCUGACAGCUACGACUCCAAAGAUUGGGCUCGUCUACGAAAAUGCAUUGCACCAACACUUCACGUUGACUACCGCUCCUUCCUCGACAAGGAAUGGGAAGCCAUGCCCGCAGAAGAAUUCGUCCAAAUGGCCUCCGAUCCUAAGGUACUCGGCAACCCCCUUCUCAAGACUCAACACUUCGUCGGCUCAACACGCUGGGAGAAGAUUUCCGAUGAUGAGAUUAUUGGAUGGCAUCAACUUCGUGUCCCCCACCAAAAGUACAAGGACGCAACCAUGAAGGAAGUCCUGGUCAAGGGCCACGCCCACUCCACCAACAAGCACUGGUACAAGAAGGUCGAUGGGGAGUGGAAAUUUGCAGGAUUGAGCCCAGAUAUCAGAUGGUUCGAGUACGAUUUCGAUCAGGUCUUUGCUGAGGGACGCGAGAGUUUCGGAGAAGUCGAGGCUGCAGAGGCGGUUGUCGGUGGUACCAAGUCUGAGGCCGUCAAGGUCGAGACAACGUCCAUACCUGUCAUGUGA